Messenger RNA from Sorex araneus (European shrew), 3858 nucleotides. RefSeq names its product nucleolar and coiled-body phosphoprotein 1 (gene NOLC1). The record is from RefSeq and is a predicted model, not a curated record. Gene Ontology annotation, molecular function: protein binding. Lineage: Eukaryota; Metazoa; Chordata; Mammalia; Eulipotyphla; Soricidae. The transcript has 13 exons. The coding region runs from base 65 to 2227 and encodes 720 amino acids. Gene Ontology annotation, cellular component: nucleoplasm; nucleolus.
GCCGAAUACUCGAGUUCCUGAGUCGUGAGUGUCGGCGACGGUAGUGACGCGUAUUGCCCGGAGGAUGGCGGACGCCGGCUUGCGCCGCGUGGUUCCUAGCGACCUGUAUCCUCUAGUGCUCGGCUUCCUGCGCGAUAACCAGCUGUCGGAGGUGGCCAGUAAGUUUGCCAAGGCCACAGGCGCGACCCAGCAGGAUGCCAACGCCUCAUCCCUCUUGGACAUCUAUAGUUUCUGGCUCAGUAGAUCCACCAAGGCCCCAAAGCGGAAAUCACAGACAAAUGGACCCUUGACAAAGAAGGCUAAGAAGGCCUCAUCCAGUGACAGCAGUGAGGACAGCAGUGAGGAAGAGGAGGAAGCCCAGGGGCCUCCAGCAAAGAAAGCUGUUGUACCUGCCAAGCGGGCUGGUGUGCCUCAGCCUCCUGGAAAGGCUGCAGCCAAAGCAUCAGAGAGCAGCAGCAGUGAAGAAUCCAGUGAUGACGACGAGGAUGAGGAGGACAGCAAGAAAAAGCCUGUUCAGAAGGCAGCUAAACCCCAGGCCAAGACCGUCAAAGCUCCUCCUAAAAAGGCUGAAAGUUCCGAUUCGGAUUCUGACUCCAGCUCAGAGGAUGAGGAACCAAAGAACCAGAAGCUAAAGACAACUCCCGUCGCAGCUAAAUCUCAGGCUAAGGCCCCCGCCAAACCAGGUACUCCAGCGCGGGCAGCGCCUAAAGUUAACGGCAAAGCAGCUGCUGGCAGCAGCAGCAGCAGCAGCAGCAGUGAUGACUCCGAGGAGGAGCCGGCAGCGGCGCUCCCCAAGAAGGCUGUCCCCAAAAAGCAAGUUGUGGUCAAGGCCCCGGUGAAAGCAGCUGCCGCCCCCGCCCAGGAGAGUUCCAGUAGUGAGGACUCCUCCAGUGAGGAAGAGGAGGAGCAGAAAAAAACCGUGAAGAAAAAGCCAGGUCCCUAUAGUUCAGUUCCCCCACCUUCAGCUCUGCCUCCCAAAAAGCCCCUGGGAUCCCCAGCUCCCAAGAAAGUAGCGGAGAAGAAACAGCCGGCCGAGAGCAGUGAGGACAGCAGCGAGGAGUCGGAUUCAAGUUCUGAGGAAGAGAAGAAACCCCCAGCUAAGACAGUCACCCCCAAAGUGGCUGCUAAAGCGGCUCCAGCAAAGAAGGCGGCAGAGAGCUCUUCCGACAGCUCGGACUCUGACAGUUCUGAGGAUGAAGCUCCUGCCACAGCCCUCAAGCACCCCGUGGCCAAGCCAGCGCCCGCCCCCAAGCACCCUGCAGCAAAGCCAGUGCCCACUCCCAAGUCUCCUGCGGCAAAGCCAGCCUCCACCCCCAAGCAGCUGGCAGCUGGUGCCCCGAAGCCACUGACCAGAAAAGCCGAUAGCAGCUCCAGUGAGGAGGAGAGCAGUUCCAGUGAGGAGGAAGAGGCCACCAAGACGCCAGUAGCCACCCCGAAGGCCAAGGCGCCAGCCAAAGCCGCUGCGUCUUUGCCUGCAAAGAAGGCCCCUCCGCAAGGUGGGGACAGCAGCUCUGAUUCUGACAGCUCGAGCAGCGAGGAAGAGGACGGGGAGGAAGAGAAGCCGUCCAAAGCCCCGGGGAAAAAGAAGCCACAGAAGGCAGCAGGAGCUGCGGGCACCCCCAAGCCAGCCGCGAAGAAAGUGAAGGCUGAGAGCAGCAGCAGCGACUCCUCGGACGACUCCAGUGAGGAGGAAGAGGAGGAAGAGAAGCCCAAGGGCAAGGGCGCUGCAAAACCGCAGACCCCCAAGACCAAUGGCACCUCUGCACUGGCUGCCCAGAAUGGGAAGGCGGAGGAGGAUAGUGAGGAGGAGGAGGAGGGGGGCAAGAAAAAGGCGGCGGCCGCUGUUCCUAAGCAAGGUUCAGGAAAGAAGCGGAAGCAGAACGGAGCUGCCAAGGAGACGGAGAUGGACACAGAGACGCCUCAAGCCAAGAAGAUAAAGCUCCAGACCCCUAACACGUUUCCCAAGAGGAAGAAAGGAGAAAAGAGGGCCUCGUCCCCGUUCCGAAGGGUCAGGGAGGAAGAAAUCGAGGUGGAUGCCCGAGUAGCCGACAAUUCCUUUGAUGCCAAGCGAGGUGCCGCUGGAGAUUGGGGGGAACGAGCCAAUCAGGUUCUGAAGUUCACCAAAGGCAAAUCCUUCCGGCAUGAGAAAACCAAGAAGAAGCGGGGCAGCUACCGGGGAGGCUCCAUCUCAGUCCAGGUCAAUUCUAUUAAGUUUGACAGCGAGUGACCUGCGCCCCUCAAGCCCACCUCCCCGUGACCAAGACCACUUUCCCCGGUGGACCUGGAAGUCCUCAGCUGCAUAAGGGGAGGGUAUUAGUGAAGGCCACGGGUUGGAAUUGGUCCGAAGACUGGUCUGAAUGUCCCAGCAUUCUGCCUGGUCCUUUCUGUGUUGGUAGCUAUGUACAGAUUUGAUUUUGAGUGUCAAGUAGCAAGGAUGCGGUAAGGGGAGUGUUUUUUUUUUUUUUUUUUUUUAAGGGAAUUUGUCUGGUCUCCACUCCCUGCCCUGUGGAAGUCCUCGUAUUGAGAAAUUUGUAUAUUUUAUAUUAAAUUGUUUCCUAUUGGUUUUGGCUGUGAUUUUCAGAAGUGGGUCCCCACAGAUAAAAGCUACUGUGCAAAACAGUACAGGGGAACCGUAUGGGUUUUGCCGAUGGGGUCCCUCUGCCUGUGUAGCACACGGGUGCCCUUUACACCUCUCUGGUCCCUGAGCCCUGAUGAGGGGGGUGAGGAAUGGUUUACAUCUGUCUGUUCAGCACGGACUCGUGCAUCUUCACUCAUUGAGUUUAAAAGUUUUUAUCCCACAUGCAUUUACCUACUUCUAGGGGAUAAAAUUCGUUGCUUUGUUACAGGCAGAAUUCUGUGUAGUGUGAAUGUCAGGGGUCUGUUCGAGUAGUUUGUUUUGUUUUGUUUUGGUUAUUAUUUGUAAAACAUGUUUUUAAUUUGAGCAUAUAAACUUUUGUAUUGUUCAAACACUUUUCGAUGGCCCUUAUUAGCAUUGAGUACUCAAUUGAGGACUGCAUGCUUUUUUUUUUUUACCUUUUAGAGAAUAAAGUAACUUAAUGUGAAAAGCACAUAACACUUGAUAAUUCUGUCUUGACAGCAGUGUGACCCAGAACGCAUUUUACUAACUUCUAGGUGGUUGAGAAUCAAGAAAGGAAGAGUAGAAACACUAUGAUUAAAAAACUUCCAUCCUCUGUAGGAAUUAGGGUUUUAUUAGUCAAGUAAAUUUAUAGGUAACCUAAAUAAUGUGCUAAUGGAGAUGGGAAGAAUCUUUCCAAAAGUCUAUUAAUUGGUAAAAUGAGUAGAAUGGGAUUGCAGAAAUAUAACAGGACUUGUGUUUUGUCGUCGUCACCUGGGAGCCUUUCUGAACUUCAACAGUAACAGUGAAAGUACUGAAUAAGAAAGAGUGAGGGCUGGACAUAGCCCAGUGGGCCAGAGUGCAGGCUUUCUGUGAAGGAGGCCUGGGUUUGAUCCCAGCACCACUGGGACCCUGAGCACCCCUGGGUCUGGCACCCCAAACAAAAGAAAUAAAAACCAGUGAGCAGAGCUUUGCCUCCUAGGUCAAACUUGGCUGAUUUGUAAGAGGUUGUCAGAGGCUGAACAAGAUGAAGCGAGAAGAGCCAGCCACCCAACUCCCCGGACUGUGGGAGCCUGGCCUGACUUCAUGCAUCAGCUGUAGGUCAUAAGAUGAGUUCUUCCUGUUGGAAUCCACACCCGCUAAUUAACCAGAUCAUAAUCCGGUCUUCCGUGUAACUGCCUCUGGGAAGAAAAUGUACUGUUCAUGCUGACAUAGGUGCAUCAGUCUGCAUGGUAAAAGUUAAAUGGUCUAACAAAAUAAUAAACUGGCUGGUUUAUAAUGUG